AGAGUCCUCAAUUUCGUGACAGAAGGCCUGAUUGUGGCGAUAAGGUUAGCAUUGAGCGCAAGCCGCCUUUACUUCCUGGGCAAGCUGAUACCUAUCAAUCGGAUGGGCCUGAGGAUCGAACCCUAGUUCUUCACAACAGUUUAGUGCCUGAUUUACUGAACAAUCAAGGCUUAUUCACUGGAAUAAUUAUGCAUGAAAUCGUUAGACAAGAAAUAAAUUAGUAGAAUAUAGUAAGUCAAAAUGUUAGCAACAAAAUAACGUUUAAUCGAAGAAAAUUAAAUGCAUGCAUAUACAUCGAUCGGUCAAAUUAGGAGCUUUAGUGAGCAAAGUGAUAAUUUCUCCCUCCCAAAAAUAUGUGUUCGCUGUGCCCCUUUCAUAAACUGCGACAAUUUUAAAAACCCCAUCUCUCCCCUUCAAGUGUGACAUCAUUAUGAAGGAUCUUAAAAUGAAACUUUUCCACCGAGUUUAGUUAUUGUAUAAACCAGAUAUCAGUUAAAAAAAAUUAUGAAAAGCAAAUCUGAGAGCGUAGAUAUCUUAUCAUUUGCAUGUAUUACAUGAUAUGAGCAACUACGUCAACAGAUAAGAAGAAAUAAUAGUUCACGAAUGGCAAAUUUGCGAUAAGACCAAUGGUGUUUUAGGUUUUUAUGGAUAGAAUAAAAAAAUAUUUAUCACAGACGAGAACGGCUAAUUUUCAUAUUAAGUUUGAAUCAUGUCGAACGAAACUGGAAAAGUAUUCAAGUUCGACUGGAAAAUUGGCUUCAUCUGGAAAUUCAUUAAUCGAGCGGUUGAAUACGAGAAAACAAGUCCCAUAGUUGUGGCUAAGCAAUUGAAUGGUACAAAAUGGUAUUUAAGAAUGUACCGAAAUCAAUCAUCACUUCCAGGUGGUUUUACGUGUUGUCUAUGCAGGGAAAAUCACGACAGCAAAUCUGAAAAUAUAUCAGUAACAUAUAAAUUAGAGCUGAUUGAUAUGGAUGGGAAGGUUUUUAAAUCAGUCAUGAAGGAAAAUAUCACUUUUUCAAAAAAAUCUAGCAGCGAAGUUGACAGUUUUCUAGAUUCUAAUACCGUGAAACUCUUAAUACGCAAAUAUCCGGAAAAACUUACGUUUUCGACAGGAACUCUCCGCUGCCACAUAUUUGACGCAAGCUACAAAAAACAAGUAAUAACGGUGGGAAUUCCGACUGUGAUCCAUGCACAGUGGAAAAUAGAUAUUCCUGGUCCUGAAAAUUGGAUGAAGAAAGUAAAAGUUCCAUUUCACGAAUGUACUCAUAUAGAUAUUAUAAUGCAAGAUUCCUAUGAAAGAAUUAACAUGAAAAUUGAAAAAGUGGAUUCGUUACAACCUUAUAAAAUGAAUAUAUCAAUAUUGAGUGCUGAAAAUCGUAAAAUAGAUUGCGAAUUGUCAAAAAAAGCCGUCGAAAACCAGAAAUUUGAGACUUGGAUUGAAAAAAGUCAACUUGUGGACAAAUCAUGCUUCCACUUACCGUAUUCGUUCACUCUGGUAUGUUUCAUUACUACUUCUGAUGGAAAUUCUGAUUCAAUCGCAGAGAAUGGGAAGCUGGAGGAUUCCUCUCCAAGUUUAAAGGCUUCUCCUUUAACUCUGCAAAAAGAUCUUAAGAAAAUGUUAUUGAAUGACAAGCAUAGUGACGUAAAAUUGAAGACACGUGACAAAAUCAUAGCUGCUCACAAAUGCUUGUUGUCAGCCCGAUCUCCCGUGUUCGCCACCAUGUUCAAUCAAGAUAUGUUGGAAACUCAGACUGGCGUAGUUGAUACUCUAGAUGUGGAAAGUUAUACUCUCCAAUCAUUUUUAGAGUUUCUGUAUACUGACACGAUAACCGAUGCCGAUUGCGAGGAAGUUUUGAAACUGAUGUUAGUGGCUGAUAAAUAUCAAGUUGACAACCUGAAAGAACGAUGCUCACAAAUACUGACUGCAAAAUUGAGCGUGGGAAACAUUUGCCAUGUAAUUUCUGUUGCUGAAAGGGUAAAUCAACCAGUACUAAAACUGUCUGCAUUCGAUUUUAUAAGAGCAAACAAAAGAGAAAUUCUUUCGUCCUCUGUUUGGUCAAAGUGGAUGAAAGAGAAUAUGGAAUUGGCUAAUGAUAUUUUAUUGAAAAUGAUUGUCGAUUAAAACCAUAACCACUUUAUGUGAAAGUGAGUAACUCAUUUUUUAUAAAUUUAUAUCAUUGCUAGAAUUUUAUUUAUUUCGAAGGUUUUCCGUUGACAUAACAAGUAUAUUUUAUUUUUAAAAUCAGCAAUUGAAUCGUUUUUAUCAUAAUAUCGAUGACGCUAUAAUAUAGCACACAUUACUAUCAUAUUUGACAUGACUUCCCAGGGUGGGGCAAGGACUUCCUCUGAAUAUUUCACUAAGGCAGCCUUCGGUUUAACCUGGACUGUCAAUCUUUUCUUCCAAUCACUUUAAAAUCUGAUACCACAGAAUCGAGCCACAGCGGUUUUGGCCUUCUUCUUUUUCGAUUGAUAAAGGGCUUCUUUUAAUCCAUUCUUUCUGAUAAUAUCGGAAGCAAAUUUAAUUUUUCUAUUUUAUUUUAAUAUUCUUGAUGAUAUCUGGCUCU
This is a messenger RNA of Parasteatoda tepidariorum (common house spider), 2564 nucleotides long. NCBI's taxonomy places the organism in Eukaryota, Metazoa, Arthropoda, Arachnida, Araneae, Theridiidae. The record is from RefSeq and is a predicted model, not a curated record.